AGUCGUUCACCCUUAAGUAUAUAAUAAUAGCCAUUAAUCAAGAGAAGAAAAAUUAAAUAUAAAUAUUUGUUAUAUCAUAGCAGUUAUAUCAAUUACAUCUGUAAUAUUUAAUUACUUCAGAGUGUUGUUUUCGGUAGUUUGUAUCCGUUUGUAUCUGUAAGGGAUUGCUGAAAGUAAGUAUAAACAUUUAAGGAAUGACUCACUAUCAAUAGGGACGCUCACUGUUUUGUGGUCUCGCUGAUGCAGCUGAUAUCCAUGGUGAUAUUGUCAAUGACAUCAACAUCAACGUGAAAUCCACAGAAAAUGCAAACAGUGGUACGGGAGACUCACAGCUCGCGACGAAUGUAUUUUAAUGAGUAAUCAAUUUUGAGAAAUAGGGAAACAGAGAACCAUUAACACAAUUAUUGACAAAAAGCUUCACAAUCACAUUACUCUUUGUUUUGUUAUGGGUAGAAUGGGUGGGUGCAAACUCACAGGGAAUGUAGAAACACAGUGGUAUUGAGCCCACUGUGGACAUGUAACUAGUUUCUGAUUUUGUGCGUGUUGUCAAUUCAUUUACGCCGUUGUGAAAAUGCACGACAUGUACCGGAUGACCUGUCAGUCAAUGCUGGCCUGAGCGGGACAUCUGAUACAGCUGCAUAGAAGCUCCACCUGCCUUGUCACCUGCCCCAUGCUGGGAUCAUGAUGGGGAUGAAGAAGCAAAGAUAGCGAAGAUCAUAUAGAGUGUCAGGAUAUUCUUCAUAGAAGAGAUGAAUGUGGACAAAAAUAUGACUGACACUACCACAGCCGAUGCAAAGAAACAUUCACCAACGUAUGGAUUGAAAGAUCUGUGGGAUGAAUUUAGUCACUCCACAGGCAUUCAUGCAGUUGAAAAGAUUAAAGCCCCUUCUAUCAACCCAUUCAGCGUUCGUGGGUUGAUGUGGACGUUAGCUAUAUGUACAACUACAGCGUUCCUCAUCUAUAACCUUAUCGAGGAGUUAGGGAACUACUACAGCUACCCCAUUGUCACCAAGGUCACAUCCAACAUCAAGCAUUUCAUCGAGUUCCCCGCCGUCACCAUCUGCAACCGAUGCACACUCAACAAAACUCGUCUUGACGUUUACCCAGAAAUGGAGAGCUACUUCGCCAAUACUUCUCUUCAACGGAAUAAAAAUUUCACAUUUCCUACACCAACUUCAGAUGUCUUUCAGAAUCCAUUGUCUUUAGAAUGGUGGAGGAAUAUGUCAAUGGAAGGAUCAAAGAUGUUGGUUCAAUGUGCCUUUGGUGGAGACAACUUUGAUUGCAUGACCGAGUUCCGACCUGUUUUCACUACCCAAGGAUUGUGCCAUUCCUACAACUUCAAUGUCACUGAAAUUGUCAAAGUUUGGACGGCAGGAGACGACGCUAACCUGAUCGUCUCUUUCAACAUCCACCAGGAUGACUACACAUUCAGGGCUAACAUGGCCGCGGGGAUUAAGGUGCUACUCCAUAAUCCACGCCUACACCCAGAAGCUGAUCCCACUGUUGUGAUGGCCUCACCCGGAUUCUCAACAUAUGUUGCCUUGCAAAAAAAGGAGUAUAGUUUCCUGCCCGGUCCCUACAAGGCAUUUGAUGACAUGGAAUGUGUGGACACAAAUAGUGCCGAGUUUGUGAACCCUCUCAAGUACUACUCCCCCUUCACCUACGAACAUUGCUUCAUGGAGUGUGUCCGGAUAAAGGCUUUCGAUGAGUGUGGAUGUGUCGGUCCAUCUGAUCCACAGGAUCUUCCCAGGUGCUCUCUGGUGAAGCAGGAUAGCUGUUACACGACCUUUGUCAGAGAAAUGUCCAAGAAUGGUACCUUCGUGAAGGAAUGUGGGUGCGUCGGUGAAUGCACGCUCAUCAGGUACACUGCCCAGGUGUCCUCCAGCUCCUUCCCAGCAAACAUCUGGGUCAACACCUUCCUCAACUCUACAGAGACUCGGGACAGGGCGACCAUGGUAGAAAACUUCCUGGAGCUUAGAGUGUUUUACGACAAUAUGAUGGUGACAUCCACAGCACAGCAACCUCAAUAUACGGUGGCCUCGCUGUUUUCUAAUAUCGGGGGACAGAUGGGAUUGUGCCUCGGAGCCAGCAAUUUGACAAUCAUGGAGAUCACGGAGCUCUUGGUGUUCAUCAUCCUCUUCCUCUGUGACAAGUGUAGAGGAAGAAAAGCCCGUAACAGAAUCAACACCUGGUAGACAACACAACUGACAAGACGAUAGCAAUUCCAUUAUUGCUUUUCACAAAUGUUAGACAGUGCAAAUAGGAAGAAGUAUUUCCUGUGACUGUCGUAACACAACUUUAUACAUAAUGUAAACUUAUAUCAAUAAAUGUUGUUAUAAACCAGAGAAAGUGCUUCUCCUCGGAUUCGGUUGAAAAUGUAUGGGGUUGGAAUAUCGAAUCAUGAAAAAACCAUAUAUUUUAUCAUAUUAUUAUUAUAAUUCAUUAUAGCUGUUAUUACCCUUGUUU
Messenger RNA from Haliotis rufescens (red abalone), 2466 nucleotides. RefSeq names its product acid-sensing ion channel 1A-like. Gene Ontology annotation, biological process: sodium ion transmembrane transport. The record is from RefSeq and is a predicted model, not a curated record. Gene Ontology annotation, cellular component: membrane. Bases 750 to 2195 code for a protein of 481 amino acids. The transcript has 9 exons. Lineage: Eukaryota; Metazoa; Mollusca; Gastropoda; Lepetellida; Haliotidae. Gene Ontology annotation, molecular function: ligand-gated sodium channel activity.